CACCCCCUACCCUUCCUCUCGGCACUCCAUGCCGGGUCUCUCUCUCCAGCUCGCCGCGUCUGGCUGGCUCCCGCCGCAGGAGACUUGGCGCAAACCUAACCGCCGCCGCCUCGCGCGCUUCCAGCCCCAGCCUCUCCGCCUUCCCCUGCGCCCCCCUCUCGCGCCAUGGGGCCAACCUGCGGCUCCUAAGAGUUGCCGCUGGGAGCAGCGCGCUCUCCCGCCCAUUUCCCCACGAGCGGGCGAUGGCUUAGGGCGCCAGAGGGGCCAGCCCAGAGGUACCGGGAAGGGGAAAUUCGGCCGGCCGACUGGGGAAAAAGAGGCCAACCAUGAGUUUCCACAAGGAGGACGGAGUGAGCAGCCUGUGCCAGAAGGCGCUGCACAUCAUCACCGAGCUGUGCUUCGCGGGCCAGGUGGAGUGGGAGAAGUGCUCGGGCAUCUUCCCCCGGGACAGGGGCAGCCAGGGCGGAAGCAGCACAGAUAUUUCGGUCAGCUUGUUAGCGGUGGUUGUCAGCUUCUGUGGCCUGGCCUUGUUGGUUGUGUCACUUUUUGUCUUCUGGAAGUUGUGCUGGCCUUGUUGGAAAAGCAAACCUGUGACUUCCAAUGUCAGCACCCUUCCACAGAGCAUUUCAAGUGCUCCUACUGAAGUCUUUGAGACCGAAGAGAAAAAAGAAGUUAAAGAAAAUGAAAAGCCAGCUCUAAAAGCUGUUGAGCCUGCUAUAAAAAUUAGCCACACUUCCCCUGAUAUCCCAGCAGAAGUCCAAAAUGCUUUAAAAGAACAUUUAAUUAAACAUGCACGUGUGCAAAGACAAAUUACUGAACCUACAUCCUCAUCCCGCCACAAUUCCUUCAGGAGACACCUACCAAGGCAAAUGCAGGUUUCCAGUGUUGAUUUUAGCAUGGGCACAGAACCAGUUUUACAAAGAGGAGAAACAACAACCAGCAUUGGGAGGAUAAAACCAGAGCUCUACAAACAGAAAUCCGUUGACUCUGAGGGCAACAGGGAAGAAGAUGUCAAAACCUGUGGGAAACUUAACUUCACCCUCCAGUAUGACUAUGAAAAUGAACUUCUGAUUGUUAAAAUUAUCAAAGCCUUAGAUCUCCCUGCUAAAGACUUCACAGGCACUUCUGACCCUUAUGUGAAGAUGUAUCUUCUUCCAGAUAGGAAAAAGAAAUUUCAGACCCGUGUGCACAGAAAGACUUUAAAUCCUCUAUUUGAUGAAACUUUUCAGUUUCCUGUAGCAUAUGAUCAACUAAGCAACCGAAAACUACAUUUCAGUGUAUAUGAUUUUGACAGAUUUUCUAGACAUGACAUGAUUGGGGAAGUGAUUCUUGAUAAUUUGUUUGAAGUCUCUGAUCUCUCCAGGGAAGCCACAGUGUGGAAAGAUAUUCAUUGUGCUACCACAGAAAGUAUAGAUCUGGGUGAAAUCAUGUUCUCCCUUUGUUAUUUGCCAACUGCUGGACGUAUGACAUUGACAGUCAUCAAGUGCAGAAAUCUGAAGGCUAUGGAUAUCACUGGGUCAUCAGAUCCUUAUGUCAAAGUGUCUCUGAUGUGUGAAGGUCGGAGAUUAAAAAAGAGGAAAACAACGACGAAGAAAAACACUCUAAACCCUGUGUACAAUGAGGCUAUUAUUUUCGAUAUCCCUCCAGAGAAUGUGGACCAGGUCAGCCUCUCCAUUGCAGUCAUGGAUUAUGAUAGUUACCUGGCCGGGCAACCAGUUUUGAUAGUCAAGGAUCCUGUCCAUCUCCCAAACCACCUUCCACACCAUAAUGCCUCCAGAAUAAAGACCAUUUUAAUAAGGACCCAGGACCAUGUGCUCAUCAGAUCAGAAAAAGAGUGGAAGGAGCUCCUGCUUUUCUUUGCCUCCUAUGGAGAAAAAGCCAAUGCUUGUGAUGAAAACAACACAAACAACCAGCCAAACAGGAGACUUUACUAUGGGGAUUAUAGAUAAAAUCUGUUUUUUGGGUAGUUUUUAAAAACUGUUUCCUAGGGAUUAGAAUAAACCCAUCAUGCCAAGUAUUUGUUAAUCCUGUGAGACAGAUGAAAAGAAACUUUACCACAGCUCAUCUUUCAUGCAACGCAUGAGGGACGUUUACCCUCCGAUUCAUAAAGCGUGAUCAUUUAAAAUAAUACUUCUUGUUGCAAAAACAUAAUCCUACCACUUUCAACACAACACACCCUCAUUCUACACAGCCACACACCGAUUCAAACUGAUCCUCCUUCUUGUAAUUGAAGAUGGAAUGUUUUGAAUUUCAGUAUUUAAAAUUAACAUUUUAAUGACAACACUGACCCAUUAUGAAGUUGCAAUUUGGGUAUAUAAUGAACACCUAAUUUCAGGGACUUAUUCAGGGACUUGUCCAACAUAAGUCUAGGAAAAGGGAGCAAGUGUUGAUUCAUUUUGUAACACUGAUUUUCUUUUUGGUUUUUAAUUUAAUUUAAUUUAAUUUAAUUUAAUUUGAUUUAUUUACUUGUGUAUUUUACCUGAUUCUCUAAAUAAUCAGGGGAAUGAGGAAAUUGAAUAUGAAAGAACAUUAAUGUUUGUGGAGUCUACAGUCUUCUCACCAAAAUCUGAACAGACAAUGCUUUUUACACUAGGUCUUAAUAUUUUUCUUGACAAUUUUAAUCUUCUUUGUAAGGCUAGCCCUGUUUCUGAUACUUUGUUUUACAUGUAAAAACUCAUGAUAUGAAUGCAUUCACAGUUCAGUAAAAACUAUCAUUACGACUAUGUCAGGGAACUAGAGACGGAACGCAGAGCCAAGCAUCCACUUUCUCAUGCAGUUUUGGCGAAUGUGCGUGUGUUCUAGUUACUGCAGGGAGAUCACAAUUGAUCAAAACUGACUCAGGUUUUAGAUAAAAGCAAAUAUAUUUGAACCUAUUUGGUUAUGAUACUUGUCAUUUCCACCUUGUUUAUUCUCCUAUAAUUUUUAUUACUUUAAGAUUUUGCAGACUCAAUAAAGAACAAUCUCGUAAGACUUUACCUUAAUGAUGAAUUCCUUUAAAAAUGAAAAAAGCUAAACUUUCACUCCCUUCUCAACUUCUGCUGUCCAUAAAACAAAAUAUAACUUAUUUCAGAAUGGGUUAUCCAAAGAGCUGAAGGCUAUUGCAAACAAAGGGAUACAAAAUCUUAACUUUGAACACAUAGUCAUUUCUUUACCUCUUUAAGGAUUACUUGAUGUCAUAUAAGUGCAGUACAUAUAGUUUCAUGGAAUGGCAUUUCAUUUUUGCCACCUUAAUUGUGAUUAUUACCAGGUAACUUGACUACCUGAUAAUUAAGACAAAAAACAAAAUAGACUUGAGAAGGAUUUCAGAAAGUCAUUCAGCCUCCACUAAAUCUAAAGACAAUGUGGAGAUCUGUUUUAGUCACAACUUGUUCUUGCAGCAGCUCUGGUUAUUCUGAUGUACUUCAGUUGAUCUAAACUUUCAUCGAUUUUAGGCUAAGAAUUUAUUGCUGCCAAUAAGAGAUGAUGCAGAAGUAUGCAAAGUAAAGUAAUUUAAAGUUAAAAUCUACUUGGGGCACCUGGGUGGCUCAGUCAGUUAAGCAUCUGACUUCAGCUCAGGUCAUGAUCUCGUGGUUUGUGGGUUCAAGCCCC
Messenger RNA from Prionailurus viverrinus (fishing cat), 3588 nucleotides. It is a transcript of the gene SYT10, whose product is annotated as synaptotagmin 10. Bases 327 to 1949 code for a protein of 540 amino acids. Gene Ontology annotation, molecular function: calcium ion binding; clathrin binding; calcium-dependent phospholipid binding. Gene Ontology annotation, cellular component: membrane. Gene Ontology annotation, biological process: cellular response to calcium ion; regulation of dopamine secretion; calcium-ion regulated exocytosis. The record is from RefSeq and is a predicted model, not a curated record. The transcript has 7 exons. NCBI's taxonomy places the organism in Eukaryota, Metazoa, Chordata, Mammalia, Carnivora, Felidae.